Ylistrum balloti is the source of this 1893-nucleotide messenger RNA. Its product is annotated as carboxypeptidase B-like. The record is from RefSeq and is a predicted model, not a curated record. NCBI's taxonomy places the organism in Eukaryota, Metazoa, Mollusca, Bivalvia, Pectinida, Pectinidae. Gene Ontology annotation, biological process: proteolysis. Gene Ontology annotation, molecular function: metallocarboxypeptidase activity; zinc ion binding. The coding region runs from base 477 to 1760 and encodes 427 amino acids. The transcript is spliced from 12 exons.
CACACCGUCCAAGUGUUUUAUUGCAAAUUAAGAAAGAUGCGUUAGUGCUACUGAGUGUAUUCAUUUCUUACUUUCACAAACUGAAAUUCCCAAAUGUUUUAUCUAAUAUCAAUCAAUCUUUCGGGUUAAGGAAGCACGUGGCAUGCGCGUGGUGAGGAGACAUGGAGCAAUAAAAUUGUCACUAUGUCGUUUGUGUUUUUGGAAUCUGGGCAACUAAUAAGCAUGAUGGACACUCUAUAAAUAGGAAAACGCUGGACCACACCGCAAUAAACUUUUUUGCAAACUUUGAACUGGAGUGACGACAUUUGUUUGGUGCACUGUUUGGAAAACCCAAUAUAAUGCCAUAAAAUGCGUUUUUCUUUCCUUUUCUCCGUUUGCUGAUUAUAGUUUUAGUUUCGAUUUUGUGGUGCUGGCUAGAAGAUUAACGUAGGUGCUACUGAUCAACAGGGAAUUCAACAUCGACAAGACGUAAGACAAUGAACAUUCUAGGGAGUAUAACACUGAUCUGUGCCUUAACUGCAGUGGCGCUGUCUGAGAAAGUACGGUACGAUGGACACAAGGUGCUCAAUAUCAUUCCACGCACUGCAAGGGAUGUACACGACAUCGUAAAAAUGGAGGAGGAAUUCCAGCUUGACUUUUGGCACCUCCCAAAAUACCUCAACGACAGUCUCCAUGUGAGAGUAGGCCCACAUUCUCUCGAACCUUUUCUAGCCAAAUUACGGCAAAUGGAGACGGCCGUAAGCAUCUGGAUCAAUGACGUGCAAAGCCUGAUAGACACGGAGGACAGAAGACGGAGAGAGCGGCGUUCAGUUAAGUUUAAUGAUGCGUUUAUCGAUCUGGAGUGGAAAUAUUUCACACUAGAUGAAAUCAACCAGUAUGUUAUAUGGCAGGCUCAACAAAAUAGCUCGUACAUGAGCGUGGAUUACUUCCCGAACAGAACUGUCGAUGAAAACGAAAUACAUGUAGUGAAGAUAUCUCACCCGGAAAAAAAGGUUAAUCAAUCGAUUUUUAUUGACUGUGGAAUUCACGCUAGAGAAUGGAUAUCGCCUGCCUUUUGUUUGCAUGCUAUCAAACAGUUACUACAUGGUAACCACUCGCUGCUAAGUGAUUUCAACUGGCAUAUCGUCCCCGUUCUUAACCCAGACGGUUAUGCCUACAGUCACAAUAUGGACCGACUGUGGAGAAAGAACCGACGAGUAAACGGAGAAAGUCUUAAUUGUCGUGGUGUAGAUUUAAAUCGCAACUUCGGCUUCAUGUACGACCCAGGUACCGGAGGAAGUAUGGAUGCCUGUUCCGACAUUUACACAGGUACUGAAGCCUUUAGUGAAGUGGAGUCGGACGGUAUCAGUCGCUACAUUUUGGACAAUUCGGAUCAGAACUUUGUCGCUUAUCUGACUGUUCACUCGUACGGUCAGAUGUGGCUCUUUCCUUGGGGAUAUACUUCUGAAAAGCCGGAAGACUACGCUGACCUGGAAAGCGCCGGAUUUGCCGCCAUCGAAGCACUGUAUGCGCAGAGCCGCACCCGAUACAGUUUGGGAACGUCGACUGAAGUUUUAUAUUCGGCAGCCGGAGGAUCCGAUGACUGGGCUAAGGGUGCAGCGGAAAUAAAAUAUUCGUACACUCUAGAACUAAGGGACAAAGGACGAUAUGGUUUCCAGUUACCUGAGGACCAAAUUUCUGAUACUGUCACAGAAACUUGGGAAGGGGUCAAAGCUCUAGCUAAAGAACUCAAAGCAAGAAUUUCUGGUGUUCCCUCCUAAAUUUCCACUACUCUGACGGAUUCGCUCCCCUCUGAAGAAUUUUCUUGUUUUCCAGUCUUUUCCUAUUAGAGAUAUUGUAGUUGCUAAAACAGAUUCACGUGUUAACCUUCACCAAAACUUAAGAAAAAACGUA